Messenger RNA from Anopheles funestus (African malaria mosquito), 1624 nucleotides. RefSeq lists its product as uncharacterized. The record is from RefSeq and is a predicted model, not a curated record. Gene Ontology annotation, biological process: regulation of transcription by RNA polymerase II. NCBI's taxonomy places the organism in Eukaryota, Metazoa, Arthropoda, Insecta, Diptera, Culicidae. Bases 878 to 1546 code for a protein of 222 amino acids. The transcript is spliced from 2 exons. Gene Ontology annotation, cellular component: nucleus; transcription regulator complex.
AAUAUUCAGGGAAUUCUGAAAUUGAUUUCACCGUGAAAAAUAUUAUUAAAAAUUCUCACAGGCGAGUGUUUAAAUAAAUUGAUGGGGAUUGUUAUUUUUAAAAUGAAUAAUUAAUUAAGAAAUUAAUUGAUAAUACUUUUUUGUUUCUAUUUUACUGUCCCCUAUAUUUAUAUUAUAAAAAUAUAUUCUAAAUUUGUUGAUUAAAUUUAUUUUACGUUAUUCACUCUAUUGCAAAUGCGGAAUAAUUUAAAUUCAAUAAUAUUAAUUUAUUUAAUUCAUCAAUACGGCCAGGUCGUUCUAUCUGAAUAAAAAAAAAUAAUUCAACUUACAACUCUGAUGGUAUGAUAUCAAAUAUAAAACAAGAUAUUUUAAGAAUAUCUCAUGCAAAGUACAUAGCUGCUAUUUAACUCGGUGGAGCCUUAAAUAAUUUUGUAGAAUGUUGCAUCCGUAUAGUUUACUGAAAACGGAUUUGUGAACUAGCAAAACUAGCACAACAUAAUUUACCACGUGCAAGCCAGGAAGAAGAAUAAAGACGCACAUUCUUCAACCAUUUUCUACAGCAACUGUUGAAGGUGGUGAGAAUGUAACCUUAUUGUCGUAAAAAACAAUUUAGUUAAUUAUGUUAAGUACGUCUUUUUUGUUCUGCACUUCGUUGAGUGUCUCUUCGCAGACACGCCGUCGAUGUACACUCUUUGACUUGUCAACACUUUCUGCUUUCGGCCUGCUGGUUUGCCCUUUAUAUAAGAUUUUUUGCUACAGCUGCGAGCCGAAGUUAAAUGCACGAGCGUGAUCCAAAAUCUUCCGACCGAACACUAUAAAAAGAUGGACAUUCGACCGAGAGGAAUAAGAAGUUUGCAAUAUAUUUUACUCUGUGAAAAUGAGCAAUUCAGAAGAUUUAAAACUUCUAGUAGCCUCAGAGGUCGAGAAAUAUCCAUGUUUGUGGAAAAAACAAGACCGCUCACAUAAAAAUCUACAGCGACGCAACAAUGCGUGGGAGAACGUUGCCAAAACUCUGAAUAUCCAAGUUACCGAGGCCAACAAAAUAUGGAAGAGCGUCAAAGAUGCUCGACGGUACCACAAGCAACGGAAAAUUUCUGCCAAGAGUGGUGAUGCUGCUUCAGAAUCGGAGGACAGCGUCGAUGGUACAGAAUUAAGCAGCGCCACACAGUUUUUGGACGAAUUAACUGCUGAAAACCUGCGUUCAACUGUUUCGUUGGGAGGCGAGGAAGUCGUUUCACCCGACGAAGAUGGAACCGUGGAAACAAGCAGUGCGUAUUCAUACGCAAAUGCUUCAACAUCUUCUGCCCGAAAGCGUAGACAGGAAGCUACGAAUGAUCCCGCUGUUGAUGCUGCGCACAUGAUCAACCAGACGCUGAAGGAGUAUAUGAAUCGCAGCACUUCCACAGAAUUGCAGCAUGCGGGGUUGUGGAUGGAAGUAGAAUCUUAUUUUAAAGAAAUGGAUUCAAAAACGGUCCGAAAUCUAAAAAUGAAAAUAUUGAAUUUAGUGCAUGAAGCAUGGACAGAAGAAGAAAAUAAAAAAGUUUAAAAAUAAUCUGUUAGUUGCACUUACUUAUGCUUAAUUUUGUCCAGAAUUCAAACAACAGCUUUGCCAAGCAACUUUGCC